Caenorhabditis angaria is the source of this 325-nucleotide messenger RNA. Lineage: Eukaryota; Metazoa; Nematoda; Chromadorea; Rhabditida; Rhabditidae. The record is from the annotation of a GenBank genome assembly.
AUGGUGUGCCUUCCAUGUAUAUUUCUUCCAAUUAUGAUGGCAAUUUAUAUCAAAUUCAUAAUGCCCUAUGUAUACAGGUUGGUAUUUUUAAUUUGAAAAAAAAACAGAAAGAUAAAAAUCGAUUUUUGCAGAAUUUUACCAGAACGCUGGGUUAACUUUUUGGACCCAUAUUUGUAUCCAACAUGUCCAAUAGAAAUACCAGAACCAGAGAAAAAAGAGAAUGGUAUGUUUUUUUUUCUGUGAAAUUCCGAAACUAUUUCAUUGUUUUAUAGAUUCAUCAUGUUGUGCAGCUGGUGGAGAAAAAGAAACCAAAAAGGAUCAAUAA